GCGGUUGACAUUUCUUACAGCGCCAUAUCAAAAUUUAUAUCUUUGAAAACACAGAAGUUGAUUGAGCGAACACAGUUUGAUUGGGUUCGUACGACAUAUUUUGGCACAUCCUCAGCGUGAACUACUGGAACUCUAAAGCUUUUGUGUUGCGUUUGCUUCCCAAUACCUCAAGAAUGAGUUCGUCAGGUCAGGAAGUCAACAUGCCAUCCAAUGGGGAAGCAGUAUCUGAUGGGGAAGACGAGGAGGUGGCUCAGCGGGACAAUGAAGAAACCGAGGAACUGAGGAUUGUUGACCCAGAUGCUGAGGUUGUUGACUUAAACCACUGUCGUAUUGGGGUGAUAGCAAACCUUGAAGCACUGAACAAGGUUGAGUCCCUGUGUCUCCGACAGAACUUGAUUAAGAAGAUUGAAGGCUUGAGCACAUUGACAACGCUAACCGACCUGGAUCUUUAUGAUAAUCAAAUCACAAAAAUCGAAAACUUGCAAGCAUUAACAAAUCUUGAGCAACUUGAUGUCUCAUUUAAUCGCAUAUCCAAGAUAGAAGGACUGGAUACUUUGGUGAAUAUCAAGAAAAUAUUCUUCAUAAACAACAAAAUCACCAAAAUUGAGAACAUUGGUCACAUGGUCCAGAUGGAGAUGCUGGAAUUAGGCUCUAACAGAAUACGAGAUAUAGAAAACAUAUCAACCUUAACCAAUUUGACAAGCCUUUACCUGGGUAAAAACAAAAUCACCAGACUCCAGGGUCUUGAUACACUAGUUCAACUGAGGUGUCUAAGUAUACAGAGUAACAGAAUCCUUAAAAUAGAAGGUGUGGAGAAAUUGGUUAACUUAGAAGAAUUCUACAUCAGUCACAAUGGGAUCGAGAAGAUAGAAGGCCUGGACACCAAUGUUAAACUUACCACAUUAGACCUGGCUGGGAAUCGGAUAAAACGACUGGAGAAUAUGGAUCACCUGACUCUGCUAGAGGAAUUCUGGUUCAACGACAACAAGUUGAGUGAAUGGAAGGAUUUGGAACACCUGACUCCACUGAAGAGUUUAGAGACAAUCUAUCUGGAGAGAAACCCCUUGUGGGAGGAUGGCAGCGCCCCGGGCAAAGUGGACCCCAACUAUCGCCGCAAAGUGAAGCUGGCGCUACCCUGGAUCAAACAGAUAGAUGCCACCAUGGCGAGAUAAACCGUACCAAAGGGAGAGGUUACUGGAUACAAGCCCACCUGUUUAAAUUCCAUGUAUUUUUGUCCAUGUUAAAUUUUUACAAGCGUUUUAUGUAAAAUAGUUAAUGCGAGACAGCGGAAGGGUGUUUGAAGGUUGUGUGAUUUACUGGUGAAAAGUUCAAAACAAGUGUUGUUCAAUAAUUUUUAAACUAAUGUUCAUAGUGAUAUAUGUAACUGAGAAGUUAGAACAUUCAUCUACAUGAGCUGAGGACACUGGACUCUUAUAUUUAUGUUUGACCAAUACUCAAAGCUACGACUGUAUCAAACUCAGAUUGUAUCCAGCAAAAUUUGUAUAGGAUUAAAUGCAAGGGUUGACAAUCCAGGGUGAUGACACCAGAAAAUUUGAUUUGAUUUUGUGGUUUGUUGAAUGAAUUUACCUUACAGUUGGUUUUGUUGGUACUGAGAGAAAAUGGAUCUGGCUAAAAGUUUAUUGAUUAGCAGUAUAUUGCUAAUAUAUAUCCUGUUCAAAAUAAUUGAGUGAGAGUGUAAAUCAUUAACUUGCCAGGCUUGGAAGUGAAAUGUUUGUGUAGUCUGGAAGAACAACAGGUACAUUAACAGGUAAGCUGAUAAUUUCAGCGGCUUGUUUUUGUCAUACUGUACUUGAUCAGCAGCUGAUAAGGAUGGUAUGAUUCUCCGUCAUAGGCUUAUGUUAUGAAUUCCCCAUGACAUAAAUUUUUAAAAGUUGCGUCAGCCAAUCAAGUGCUGUUACAUUUCGGCUGUUGAACAAAAAAUGUUUACUCAAACAAUGGCACUGAUCAAUAUCCCUGACAAAUUCGCCAUCACUCUUAGGCAGGAAACCUAUUGGUAUUAAGUUUAUCCACUUGCUGACUAAUAGAAAUACUAUAACAACAAUGUGAUAGCUUUCUGAUAUUUCCAACAGACUGGUUGUUCAAAUGUUGUUGUAGUCUUGAUUUUGAGGCAAUCAGCAACAUAAAAGCACAGUGAUUUUCCAAUGUCGGCACACAUACAAGCCGGACAA
Liolophura sinensis is the source of this 2189-nucleotide messenger RNA. Its product is annotated as protein phosphatase 1 regulatory subunit 7-like. The record is from RefSeq and is a predicted model, not a curated record. NCBI's taxonomy places the organism in Eukaryota, Metazoa, Mollusca, Polyplacophora, Chitonida, Chitonidae. The coding region runs from base 174 to 1172 and encodes 332 amino acids. Gene Ontology annotation, molecular function: protein binding. The transcript is spliced from 9 exons.